UGCAAUGUGUCAUUGGAGCCCUGCGUAGAUAUAAGAAGCGAGCCGCCAUCUUGUGACUCACUGCUGUCUUCGCUUAGGAAAGCUUCUGACUGGCGUGUCUCGCGCCAUGUCUGAUAACAAGAAACCAGACCAGGGCCAUUUUGGUUCAGAUGGCGAAGAUUAUGGAAAUGGAUGCCAUUCAUUGGGCCAGUACUCCCUGGAAGAUAUUCGGAUGUUUCUGGAAUGUCUGCUCGUCGUUGCUGCCAUAGCAGGGUUUCUGGCGUUUCAGUUGAUUUCAAACGCCUUUUUUGAGGAGGAAGAGGAGGAGGAGGAGGAAGACGAGCAGGAGGAGUUCGAGAGAGAUGUGACCUGGAUAGCUAAGCAAACCCCGAGUAUGCCCGUUAUCGAUGAGGAAGAUGAAUACAUGGAAGACUUCGAGUUUGAGGACUUUGAGGAUGAGAACCAGGAAGAACUACCGAACCAGAUGGCGAAAGCAGAGAACCGGGCAGAGGAUGAGAUUCGCACCAGAGAGGGAAAAGGGGCUGCCUGCCUCAUUGACUUGAAAACCUGUACCUUCGUUCCUGACUAUAAAUCACGGAAGGAUGAAGUUAAGUGUAAACUGCUUUAUUUCUUCCGUGAGCCUACUUUCCUGGUGUCUCUGCCAGUAGACUCUGAAGAACCAACCGAAUGUGAGUGCAAAAGUGCUGAUGAAGAAGAUUCAAAGGAAAACGAAGAAGAUGAAACUGGAGAACUGGAAGGAGAGUCUAAAAAGGACCCGGAUUCUGCAGAGGGCUCCCAGCCUUAGGAAUGCAGUUGCAAAGCCCAGAAGACAGAAAUGGACGGAGGAAGAAGAAACGGUUUUCAUUAGUUUUCUCAUUUUUAGUAGUCUAGAAAAUUGAUUUGUUCAUGUCACCAACAGACAUCUGAUUACACAGGGUCCUUUAUAGAUAUAAAGGACUACAUUUCUUCAUGUUAAAAAUAAAAGUUUG
Molecule: messenger RNA, 968 nt
Organism: Mesocricetus auratus (golden hamster)
Lineage: Eukaryota; Metazoa; Chordata; Mammalia; Rodentia; Cricetidae
Product: tumor rejection antigen P815A-like
Exons: 3
Coding region: 107-784 (225 amino acids)
Source: RefSeq, a predicted model, not a curated record